AUGUCGCAGCAGUUGCCUCUUCCAGGCGGCUCGUACCCGCCCCCAGGUUCAACUGGUGCCUCUAGCCACCAGACCACUGGCCAUGCGAUGUAUGGUUAUCACGGUCACCACAACCAGCAGCAGCAGCAGCAGCAGCAUCAACAACUACCGCCGCCGCAGCCUCAUCCUCCACAGCGCAGUCCUCACGAUGUGCAUCAUCAACGACCAUGCAGCGAGCCACAAAAUCAGCCGCCUCAGCAUUCGCACCCAAACACACAACCUCAUCAGCUCUCCCACCAUGUGUCGUCUCAUCCGCAGCUCUCUCAACACCAACUUUCUCCGGCGCAAAUGCAACCUCCCUCACUUUCGAGGCAAGAUGACACACAGCAAGCUUCGGCGGGUGCUGUAACAUCUGCAGCCGUGGGGAAACCGCUUGGAAAUUCCCAGCAGAUGUUGAGCCCGUUCUCAAAGAUUGAUGAAGCUACCGGUCGCAAAUACCAACUUGACGUUGUUCAACAGCCUCGGCGAGCGCGAAUGUGCGGGUUCGGCGAUAAGGACCGACGACCAAUCACUCCACCCCCGUGCGUCCGUCUCAUCAUCACAGAUAUUGCCACGGGCAAAGAAAUUGAUUGCAAUGACAUUGACCACUCCAUGUUUGUCCUCAACGUUGAUCUUUGGAAUGAAGACGGCACCAAAGAGGUCAACCUUGUUCGCUCUUCCACGGGCAGUCCUUCGAUCUCUUCUACAACACCUUAUUCUUAUACCACAUUGAACGCUGGUGAUACCGGGACGGCGCCAUACAUGCAACUUGUCCUUCCAUCUAAUCGCGACCAAGCGUACAAUGCGUCCCCCAGUGUCGGUUACGGUCAGGAUUAUCAGAUACAAAGUGGAUAUGGCCAAGCCCCAUCUUAUCCUUCAAACGGCACGUACGGCCCACCGCAGCAAUAUUUUCCUCACCAUCAGUCAUACCGCCCUGAGGGCAGUGUCGCACCACUGCCUUCGCAGUCGAAUAUUUCUCCAUAUACGCGGAAUGGUUCUACCGGUCUAUCCGGUUAUGUCCAAGACCACAACUCCCUAGCGAGGAUGGCAAUGGUUGGCGGACAGCCACAAGGCAUGUUUACUCGAAAUCUUAUCGGCAGCUUGGCAGCUAGCGCAUUCCGCCUCAGUGACACUCAUGACCGUAUCGGAAUAUGGUUUGUUCUUCAAGAUCUCAGUGUCAGGACAGAAGGCCCCUUCCGCUUGCGGUUCUCCUUUGUCAAUGUCGGGCCGCCGGACGGCACCCCUCGGGAUACCGGUGCACCAAAGAUCAACAAAAACAGGGCGCCAAUUUUGGCGUGCUGUUUUAGCGAUGUUUUCAAUGUCUACUCGGCCAAGAAGUUCCCCGGCGUGUGUGAAAGUACAGCGUUGAGCAAGACAUUUGCCACUCAAGGAAUCAAAAUACCAAUCCGAAAGGACUCGAAUAUUAAAGGCGGUGACGACGACGAUUAUGGUGACUAG
Messenger RNA from Metarhizium album ARSEF 1941, 1476 nucleotides. RefSeq names its product VelB. Lineage: Eukaryota; Fungi; Ascomycota; Sordariomycetes; Hypocreales; Clavicipitaceae. The transcript is spliced from 6 exons. The coding region runs from base 1 to 1476 and encodes 491 amino acids. The record is from RefSeq and is a predicted model, not a curated record.